This is a messenger RNA of Tupaia belangeri chinensis (Chinese tree shrew), 4345 nucleotides long. RefSeq names its product zinc finger protein 655 (gene ZNF655). Lineage: Eukaryota; Metazoa; Chordata; Mammalia; Scandentia; Tupaiidae. The record is from RefSeq and is a predicted model, not a curated record. Bases 315 to 2021 code for a protein of 568 amino acids. Gene Ontology annotation, biological process: regulation of DNA-templated transcription. The transcript has 5 exons.
UGGGCUAGGCCUUCAGAGCACCCUGCUAGGAGCCGGGUGAGGGCUGAGGAAGGAGGACGGGAACCCAGGCACGUCCUUGCCUUUGAAGGACGCCGGUCAAACCUGUUUGAAUUGCACCUCCCUGUGUUAUUAGGGUUCUGGGAAAAGGCCUGCUCCCCCAGUCUGAGUUAGCAAAGGGGCCAAACCCAAAAGUGGGAUUUUAUUACUAGUCAAGCCCAUUUAGUAAUUAAAAGCGGAGCUGACAGAGUUACUGAUUAAUUCCUAAAGAGUAUGCUUUAAAAACAAUAUGAUGAUCAUUGUCCUCCAGAACAGGGAUGGAAGAAAUACCGGCCCAGGAAGUAGCAGGAUCACCAAGGGUCCAGUUUCAGUCUUUGGAGACCCCGUCUGAGGGUUUGUCCCUAGAGCCUCAGUUCCUGCAGGACACCGACAUGGAACAGGGACUGACUGGGGGUGCCUGCUCUUCCCCACGAGGGAAGCCCAGGAAACCAGGCAGCUGCGCUCCUGACAGCCAGGUACCAGGAUUUCCAAUUUCCAAGUCUGAUGGAUUUUCCCAGCUGGAGCGAGAUCUGCAGGUCUUUGAUCUGGAAACUAAGAAUAGAGAAGGCUUAAAAGAUGACUGCUCAGAUGGAGAGACCAGAGAAGAGAACAAGCUGUUGAUUCCUAAGCAGAACAUUUUGGAAGAAGCACACUCGUACAAAGUGAGAGUAGGAAGACUCAAACAGGAUAUUGCCCAAGUUCCUGAGACUAGAGAAGUAUGUAAGUCUGAGGACAGAUUAGAAAAGCUUCAGGAAAUCCUAAGGAAAUUUCUCUUCCUGGAGAGAGAGUUUAGGCAAAUAACAAUCAGCAAGAAAACCUUCACCAGUGACAAGAACAACGAAUGUAAUGAACCUGAAAAAGGCAUUGGUCUGGAUCCUACCCUUGAUACAGAUCAGAGGGUUCUUAGAAUACAGAAUGUUGAUGACAGUGAUAAGUACAACAUGAACUUCAACCAGAAUUCAGCUGCUGGUAAACAUGAACAUAUAAACCUAACACACAAUUUUCAGAAUAAUGACUAUAAGGAAAGCUUAUUGGAUCUCUCCCAUGUUAGUAAAUGGGAAAGCAUUUCUACCACUGAGAAAUCCUAUAAAUGUGAUGUAUGUGGGAAAAUCUUCCACCAGAGCUCAGCCCUUACUAGACAUCAGCGAAUUCAUACUAGAGAAAAACCCUACAAGUGUAAAGAGUGUGAAAAAUCUUUCAGUCAGAGCUCAAGUCUUAGUAGACAUAAAAGAAUACACACUAGAGAAAAACCAUAUAAAUGUGAAACAUCUGAAAAGUCCUGUGAAGCAUCUGGUAAAUCAUGUAGUCAGAGCUCAGACAUAAUUCAGCAUAAGAAAACUCGCACUAGAGCCAAAUCUUACAAAUGUAGCAGUUGUGAGAGAGUCUUUAGUCGUAAUGUACACCUUAUUCAACAUCAGAGAAUUCACCAAGAGAUGCCCUGUAAGUGUACUGAAUGUGGCAGUGACUUCUGUCAAACUUCUUACCUAGUUGAACAUCAGAGAGUCCACUGUGAAGAGAAAUCCUAUGAGUAUGAUGGAUGUGGAUUGGCCUAUAUUAAACAUCAAGGAAUUUGUUUUAGAGAAAAGCCUUAUACAUGUAAUAAAUGUGGAAAAGACUUCAGACUGAAUUCACAUCUUAUUCAGCAUCAAAGAAUUCACACAGGAGAGAAACCACAUGAAUGUAAUGAAUGUGGGAAAGUUUUUAGUCAAACUUCAUGCCUUAUCGAUCAUCACAAAAUACAUAAGAAAGAGAAAUCGUCUGAAUGUAAUGAUUAUGAGGAAAGUUUCAGCCAUAGCUCAGAUCUUAUCCUGCAACAAGAGGUCCUCACCAGAGAAAAAGCUUUUGAUUGUGAUGCAUGGGAAAAAAACUCCAGUCAGAGAGCACACCUUGUUCAACAUCAAAGAAUCCAUACCAAAGAGAAACCUGAUGAAUGUAAUGAACAUCAGAAGACGUUUGGUCACGUUCAUGCCUCAUUCAACAUCUGAGUGUUCAUAUCAGGGAGAGAUCAUGUGUAUACUAAAUGUGAUAAAGCCUUCAGUCACAGCUCAAUCCUUACUCAGCAUCAGAAUUCACAACAGAGAAACCCUCUGAAUGUUACAGGAAAGGUAUCAGUAGUAAACUCUUAAAUUGAUUAUUGAAGACCUUUACCAGUAAAAUCUGUGAAUGUAUUGAUGUGGUAAAUUAUUCAUGCUAUUUUCACACCUUAGUCAUAAUUGGAGAAUUCAAACUGGAAUAAAAUUCCAUCACUGAAAUUAUUGUGAAAAAGCCAUCAGUCAAACUACAUUGUCCAGUGUCAAAACUCAUGCCAUGCAGAAAACCUAUGAAUGUAAUAAAUGUGUAUGUGUGAGGAGAUUCAGUCAAUCCCGUGCUCAUUCAACAUCAAAGAGUUCAUACCCAAGAAAGGUCAUUUGAAUAUAGUAAAUGUGGCAAAUCUUUCAAGAGACCUUCAUCUGGUCUUUAUCCCAGUAAGAAUGUCCACACUAGAUAAGAAUCUGAUACGAUGCAAAUAGAAAAAUUUGCCACCAUAUUUCAGGCUUUAUGCAACAUCAGAGAGUUAUAGAGAAAACUGUUGAUUAUUUGUAUAUGAAAUUGUUAAUAUAUAGUCUUAAUCUUUUUCAUUACAGAAGAAUUUGGUUUGAGGGGUGGCCUGGUGAAUGCAGAGCCAUUUUCUCAUGGCAUUCUUUUAUUAGAAAAAGUGAUCUGAGUAGAUGUGCAUAUUUUAUUUAUAGAACUCAUUUAAGCUAUUUUAAUUUUAAUAUGGCCUAUACACAUGUUAUUUUUUCUGAAAUUGGUUCUAGUUGUUCACAGCUUCCCUAAGAAAUUGUUAAAGGUAUUGUUAAUGCACCAGUGUUCAAACACAUCAACUUCUGGGAAGUAGCUCAUUUUACUUUUCUAUUAUUCUCAGCCCAAGUUCCCUCUAAAACAAACUCUUUGGGCUGCUCUUUUCUAAGGACCCUAUGUGUAUUUCUGUAUAGCCGCACACUUGGAUUCCUGUUGAUUUCUCCAGUUGCUUAAGCACCUUCCUAUGAUGGCUUCCUAGUUUUAAGUUUUUUACCAGCAAGUAUGCCGUUCCUACUUAAUGUUGCUGGUCUGCUGUCUUUUCUAAAGCAAAACAUCUUCUUUUAAAAGAAUUGGAUUUCCACAUCCAUCUCAUUCUUAAGUAUGAGGGAUUCUGUUUCCCAUGAGUUUGUGGCAGGCAGCUAAACACUUCCAAAUGAUGUCUAGGUUUUUAGCUGUCUUAUCUGCAUCCACAGCCCUCUAAGAGAGAUGAUAAGGACAUCAGGAAGCCAACAAGACUCCUGGUGGCCUGGAUACACUCAGUGCCUAUUUUGCAUGUAGAAUGUGUAGAAUUCUUUUAUAUACCUCUGUCAAAGGCCAGCAGAAUGCUCAGGUCUGCUUUUGAUAGUGCAAACAUAUGAAAAAAUUAGCUUCAUAAGGAUAUGCAGCCUUACAACAAAGAUGUGCUGUUCGUAUGUAACAUCUCUAGAGACAGUAUUUUUAAAAAAGUGGCAGUUCUGUUCUUGUUAAAAUUUUAACCAUUAGGAUUGCUUCUUUAUCUGUUUGGAUCUGUGCCAUUCCCCCUUUCUCCAAAUCUCCCCUCAUCAAUUCAGGAAAGUAUUUGAAGUAUGGGAGCUUUGUGUAUAAUUGUUUAUUCAUUAUCACAUUUUUGUAUUUUAAUAGAGUACAAAAUAACAUAAAAUAACAUGCUUUUUUGAUUAGUAAAAGUGAUCAUAGAUGUUGACUUUAGAGUUCGGUGUCACUAUCACGUACUUAGCAAGAGUUCAUGAUUCUUUAGGUGAUGUCAAAACAUUUUAUUAUAUUUCCACCUUAAGCUUAAUAACAUUUUGUGAAUAAGACAUGCUUUAAAAUUCUAUUUGCCAAUCCAGCACUCGAGAUUUCCAUAAUUCAGGAGUUAUUUCACUAAGGAUCCUCCACAAAUAUAUAAAAAUUUAUUGUUCACUCUAUAGGCCUCUUGUGGCUAACCUCUAGGAUAGUUCUGCCACUGUAUUUUACUUCUUUGCAAUCACCAAGCAUAAGCUCUCAUCAGGGCAACUUAGGAAUCUAAAUAAAGUUGAUACAGAUGAAUUGAGCUAAAUGUAAAAGCAAAUGAAAAAUAUGCAUGUUUUUUUUUUUUCUUUCAAACAUGUAUACCCUUAUAGAGACCAGUAGUCCUUUCUUCUGACUAUGGAAAAGGAUAAGUAAUCCCUAAAUAGGAUAUGUAAAAAUCACAUGUAUGCAUUUGGCUUUAGGAAUGUGCUUUUGUACUUCCAUUUGAAUAAAGAUGUGUGUUGAUACUCUUGAGAAUCUG